Bursaphelenchus xylophilus (pine wood nematode) is the source of this 1664-nucleotide messenger RNA. NCBI's taxonomy places the organism in Eukaryota, Metazoa, Nematoda, Chromadorea, Rhabditida, Aphelenchoididae. The record is from the annotation of a GenBank genome assembly.
AUGGAAUCUGAUGCGGACGUGGAUAUGGAAGAACUGCCUGGAGAACAUUUACCGGUUCUGGCGGAAGAAAACGACAAGGAGAUGGAUGGCGGGGAAGAAUAUUGCUCUGUUCAUGGCCACAAGGGAGAUAAAAUUACUGUAACUGAAGCUCCUGAAUGGCCUUCCUACCUUGUGAAUGUAGAAUCAGACUUUGGAAAGUCUUUGUCUCGAAGGUUAUUUCAUUGGGGUCCACUUGCUGCGAUUUUUCUUACUGGAUUUGUAAGUAUAAUGUGAUUUUUAUCUCGUCACUUGACCUUCCUCUUACUUUUCCUUUUAGAUAGGUAUCACGGCUGUUUACGUACAUCUAACAUGGUGGCCAAUCGACGAUCCCAUCGCUUUCUUGGAUCUAUCUUUAUUUACUUUACUUAUUUAUGGAACCUUAUACAAUUUAGUGAGAGCUUCGUAUAUUGGAGGUGGAUACGUGACCAAAGGCUGGCAUCCCCCCCAGCCGGAACAUUCAUCUAGGCUGCAAUUUUGUGCACAUUGUUCUGGUUAUAAGGCGCCCAGAUCUCAUCAUUGUCAGAAAUGUAAUCGAUGUGUAAUGAAGAUGGACCACCAUUGUCGUAUGUCGAAUAGCAUUUUCAAAAAAAAAUUAUUUUAGCUUGGAUUAACAACUGUGUCGGUCAUCGGAAUCAGAUUUAUUUCUUCUCUUUUCUCCUUUUUGCCGUCCUCGGGUGUCUUCAUGCAUGUGGAAUACUGGGAGUAGUAUUAUUUAGGACUCUCUAUUUUGUAAGUUUGAUCAUAUUGCUUUAUCUACAUUUCGUUUUUUAGAUGUUUAACGGCAUCACGCGGCAAGAUUACAUUUACAACGACUCCAUUAUAAAAGACGGAACAACUUUUUUCUGCACCGUUCUGGCUUUCAGUUUUAGUAUUGGAGUUGUCCUGGCGGUGGGAGUGUUGUUAUACACACAAAUUAUGGUAGUUUUGCGAAACAAAACUGGAAUCGAGGAAUAUAUUUGUAAGAUGAUGGUCGAUACCUAAAAUCUUUACUCAGGUACGAAAGCCGAGUAUAGAGAAAGAGACGAAUCAGAGGGUCCAUUUGUGUUUCCGUAUCAUUUGGGGAUUCGAAGGAAUAUCUCCGAAGUCUUUCCAUCUUUUUGGGCCAGGAUCCCCCGAGGCAAUGGAAUUUGGUGGCCAAUUCGUUCCGAUUGUUCACAAUUUUCUCUGUCUGUAAGUGUAAUUUGGAGCUUAGAAAUGUGAAAAAAUUGUUUCUAAACUUCAUUUUGCAGGAAGAACAAUUAAUCCAGAAAGCAAAUAAAAGGUUUUACGCCAGGAUCUAUCAAAUUCAUGAAGACUUUGAAGGCGGCUGGUUUAAGGCCUGGAGAUUUGGACUCAGGACUUUUAUAUGUCAGCCUUGCUCGGAAGAAAGAAGAAUUGCCGUAAAGAAGGGCGAAAGUUAUGCCAUUACUCGAAUACAGAGCAAUUGGUUAUACGGACAGAGGUUACUGGAGAUGGAUAAGAUCGAAGGCCCUUUUUCUGAGAAUCCUUAUGCUGCCAGAGCAUCGAGAGAUCAAACUAAUCAAGCAGUGGUCAAACAAGCCACCCAACCGCGGGGCUGGUUCCCCAAACAAGUUGCCAAACCAAAAUACAGAUCUCAAGAAGAUGAGAACAAGAAAGAUCUUUAA